Molecule: messenger RNA, 1629 nt
Organism: Arachis stenosperma
Lineage: Eukaryota; Viridiplantae; Streptophyta; Magnoliopsida; Fabales; Fabaceae
Product: zinc finger protein JACKDAW-like
Exons: 1
Coding region: 62-1423 (453 amino acids)
Cellular component (GO): nucleus
Molecular function (GO): DNA-binding transcription factor activity
Source: RefSeq, a predicted model, not a curated record
GUGAGUAAUAUAUAUACAUAUAUCUGUGUUCACUUAUUAGGUUCCCAUCCCUGAAGCUGAAAUGAUGAACCCUAACCCUAAUAAUAAAGGGAGUGAAGAAGGAGGAGUAAUCCAGAAGAAAAAGAGAAACCAUCCAGGAACACCAGACCCGGAAGCGGAGGUAAUAGCGCUGUCGCCCAAGACGCUAAUGGCCACAAACAGGUUCAUAUGCGAGAUAUGCAACAAAGGGUUCCAGAGGGACCAGAACCUUCAGCUGCACAGGAGGGGACACAACCUGCCAUGGAAGCUGAGGCAGAGAUCCAACAAGGAGCCCGUGAGGAAGAAGGUGUACAUCUGCCCGGAGAAGAGCUGCGUCCACCACGACGCCUCCAGGGCCCUGGGUGACCUCACCGGCAUCAAGAAGCACUUCAGCAGGAAGCACGGCGAGAAGAAGUGGAAGUGCCACAAGUGCUCCAAGAAGUACGCCGUCCAAUCCGAUUGGAAGGCUCACAGCAAGACCUGCGGCACUCGCGAGUACAAAUGUGAUUGCGGCACCCUCUUCUCCAGGAAGGAUAGCUUCAUCACCCACAGAGCUUUCUGCGAUGCUUUGGCUCUCGAGACCUCCUCCCUUCUCCUUCCCCCCUCCACUACAAAUCUCAAUUUCCACACCCAACAACCACCUCCUCUUCAUUUCAAUCACUCCCCUAACUUAUCCCUAUGGCUCAACCAUCAUCAACAACACGCCACUUCCUCUCAUGAUAAUAAUAGUAAUCUUGUCGGACUCUAUCAUCACAAUGCGUCUUCUUCCUUCGCUUUACCUGACAUUGUGCAAAUGAAUAACUUCACCCACAAUAGUCAUAGUGCAAACCACCUUUCACUCUCUUCCUCCUCACUACCUGCUAUUGGAAAAAGACCAGAAAUAGGACCUUCAUCAUCAUCAGAUAACUUGGCUUCUAUUUAUACUUCUGACGGUCAAAGCACCACCACCGAUAACAAUAACAACCAAUUAUCUCCCAUGUCAGCAACCGCACUUCUUCAGAAAGCAGCUCAGAUGGGUUCCACAAGAUCAACCACCACUCCUUCCAUUUUCAGUGCUACUUUUGGGGUAAUGACCUCCUCAUCAUCUAAUAAUUCAAACCAUAAUGCUCAUGCUGGGGAUUUUGCUUCAACUAGUAGCUUCAGCUCAUUCACGCAUUCUUCCAACACUUAUGAUCACCUAGUUAUGCAAACUGCAGCUCAAAAUAGUACCACGGAUCCUGCGGGGAACUUGAAGCUCCCUCAUCAUGCCGGUUCAAACUCAGCGUCGAUGGAACAUAACUUGACGAGAGAUUUUCUCGGGGUCAGCGGUGCUGGUGAAGGACCCGCUGGCCUUCAUCAGUUCCUACCACAAGAGCUUGCAAAGUUUGCUUCUUCCAUGGGGCUCACCCAAUUCACUACCAAUUAGUGAAUUGUUUUUUAUUUUGCGGCAACUAUCAUCAAUUUCAUGUUAUAUCAUGGUUAGAAAUGUUUCUUCUGAUCUUCAACAUGUGUAGAAUAUGUGGACAUAAGAGUAAGGUGAAUAUAAGUAAGAUACAAAGUUUUAGACCUACAGUUCUAUAUCUUUAUUUUAAAAUGGUCACCAAAUAGGACUUACGAGCUUUGUAACAUUUU